CCACAACAAACAUCAACACCUUUUGAAUCCCCUUCAAUCCCGUAAAUGAACCCCAGCCUUUCCUCGGUUCACAAGAUACACACAACCAAGUCAAAAAGGAAUCUCUGUCUUUUGCGACCUUCGACCUUUUUUUCUUCUUUUCCCCCUUGGAUCAUGAGUCGCACAUGAACACACUCCAGCAAUGUCACGCUCCUUCUCCUACGAACGUUACGACAACAGCCGCCACCGACCAGCGCGGAGCUCGCGCUCCGCCAUCACGUACUGGGUCCCGCUCGUGAUAACGGUAACUCUUGCUGCGGGAGGCAUCGCCGCCUGGGUAUGGAGCGCACGCGACGAGUACUCGUCCACCGAUCAAGAUGUCACCUCUGACGAUGAGAAUCUGAGCUACGGCGAAGAGGCCCGCGUCGCACGCGAGCGAUACGGGCGAGAUCCUCGGGGCGGUGGCGCCGAAUCCAGCGUGUCCGAAGGAGUCAUUCGCGACGACGAGUACAUAUCUGGAGGCCGCAAUGGCGCGGACGAGAGCACGUUUGUGGGUGGCCUGCACAGAGGAGUGCAGGAGGCCAUACGACGGACUCCAUCGCCGCAGCAGGCGUUUGAUUCGGUGAAGAGAUUCGGCGCUGCGGGUAUCGCAGCGGCGGGAGCCGCUGUUGGUGGUGCGCUGAGUGCCAUCCGUGAGGAGAGCACUGAGUCCCGCAACAGGCGGGAGAACAGGCAGACGGAAGAGGGCUUCUCGGACCACGAGAGGUGGAGCGAGGAGGCGGAGAAGCGUGUUGUUAGUCAUGCUGAGCAGAGCCGUGAAGCGGUCUCGGCAAACGUAACGGCAUUCGGCGAUAGCCUGAAGGAAGGUCCGAAACAGUACACGGGCGGGCGGCGAAAGAUGGUUGCGAUUGUCUUGAGCUCAGAGAUCAUGCUGGAUCAGAUGCAGGAGGAGGACGGCAAGUAUCACGCGGAACAUGCAUCCCUACUCUCCCACCUACCGCCAGUGGACCCUUCGACAACGUCAGUACACAUCUUAAUAUACAACCCCAACCCCUCAUCGGGUAAGACUCCACCGCGAGCACCAUCAUCGAUUGGAUCUUCGUACGCAGCGAUCAACACACCAGCGCAAACCCCCGGUGAGGAACUGCAGUCCCUCGAUCCCCAGCCGUAUACGCCACCAGGGACCACACCCGCGCUGUCUGCUCGUUCUUCGGGAGGCGAUCCGUACGAUUUGCUUUACAAGCAAGCUGUCCGCAUUGUCGAGGAUCCCGUCAACGUGCUCACGUUUGAGACGCCGCAGGGAUGGGUGCACAUGUGCAAGCACAUGCAACCAGACCUGGUCUACGUUGUCGACUCGCUUUCGGGUCCCAAGGGCCAGAACGUCGAGGCUGUCAAGGGAUGGGUCGGCCAGGUCGUCGUUGUAGUUGGCGGCGGCGGUACGGGCCUUGGCGGACUCAUCGACACCGAGGACGAGAGUGAUAUCAAGGGCAAGGAGAGGGCAAGCGGAGAGCGGCCGUGGUGGGUUGACAGCGAUCUGAUCGGGCUUGGCAAAGGGGUUGAGAUCGUGGAUGGGAAUCGGUUCAGCGACGACUGGGAGCGCCGUGCGGGCGGCAAGGAGUAGAAGGUCUUCGUCAAUUAGGCGGAGAUCGCAUUUGGCCACUAGGCUGUUUGCCCGUUUGGCCAGCCCUUUGACUAUUACUACCUAUGCAAAUGCCUCCACCCCGAGUCAUCGUUUUCCUGGCGAAUGUUCUCGUCUCCUCUGUUAGAAGGGAAAACCGUACAUAGCGCGACGAAUGAAAUGAUUUUUGUCUA
Molecule: messenger RNA, 1791 nt
Organism: Verruconis gallopava
Lineage: Eukaryota; Fungi; Ascomycota; Dothideomycetes; Venturiales; Sympoventuriaceae
Exons: 2
Coding region: 182-1600 (472 amino acids)
Source: RefSeq, a predicted model, not a curated record